GUCAGAACUCAGGGCUCUCCUAAGGGAGAGGGUCUGCUCCUGAUAUCGCAGUCUAUGUUUAUCAACGUGGACUUUUAUUGAGAACACACAGCAAAGGCGUCUGGCUUUAUGCAGUCUUCCAGUCACUGCUCAGCAACAGAGGCAGCUAUCCCGAGCCAGAAAAUUAAUCCUGGGGAGUGAAUGCCAACACCUAAUGUAUUUAUCUGAUUCUGUGGGAGUGCACCCUUCAAACCUCAGCUCCGGAUCAUGGUGAACUUCAGAUGGUUUUUGAUCAUCCUGAGAACAAUGAGCCUUGGCCUCCAGACCCAGUAAAGUAGACAUCCAUGGAGAGCAGUGCUCGUUCCUGAGGACCUGGAGGGCUUGCAGCCCAGGAGGAUUAGCUAGAAGCAGGCAUAUUUUCCUGCUCAGAACAGCAUGGUUUCCUUGAACACGCCUUUCAUUAUGACUCGCACCAGCUUGAAGAAAAAAUUCUUCAGCUGCUGUGUGCUCAUCUUUCUCCUGUUUGCCAUCAUCUGUGUGUGGAAGGAGAAGAAGAAAGGGAAUUACUAUGAGUUCCUUAAACUGCAGAACAAGGAAUACCAGAUGUUGCAGGGCCUGGAGAAACUGGCCAUGAGCUCUAGUUCCCAACCUGGGUCCUCCAGCAGCACCCACAACCCCCAGAAGAACAUCCAGGCACUCGGUGGUCCCAAGGCCAAGUUGGGGGCUACCUUCCAGGUUUGGGACAAGGACAGCUCCUCCAAAAACCUUGCCCCCAGGCUGCAAACUAUCCGGAAGAAUUAUCUGAACAUGAACAAGUACAAAGUGACAUACAAGGGGCCGGGGCCUGGGGUCAAGUUCAGUGCAGAGGCCCUACUUUGCCACCUGCGGGACCACGUCAACAUUUCAAUGAUAGAGGCCACAGAUUUUCCCUUCAACACCUCUGACUGGGAGGGCUACCUGCCUCAGGAGGACAUUAGGACCAAGGCCGGGCCGUGGGGCAGGUGUGCUGUGGUCUCUUCAGCAGGAUCUCUGAAGUCCUCCCGGCUGGGUCGAGAAAUAGAUGAUCACGAUGCAGUCCUGAGGUUUAAUGGGGCACCCACAGUCAAAUUCCAACAAGACGUGGGCACGAAAACCACCAUUCGUCUGGUAAACUCUCAGUUGGUCACCACAGAAGCGGGCUUCCUCAAAGACAGUUUGUAUAAUGAAGGAAUCCUAAUUGUGUGGGACCCAUCUGUUUACCAUUCAGAUAUCCCAAAGUGGUACAGAAAUCCCGACUACAGUUUCUUCAAUAACUUCAAGAGCUAUCGUAAGCUGCAUCCUGAUCAGCCCUUUUACAUCCUCAAGCCCCAGAUGCCUUGGGAGCUGUGGGACAUCAUUCAAGAAAUCUCCUCAGAGCUGAUCCAGCCAAAUCCCCCAUCCUCUGGGAUGCUCGGCAUUGCCAUUAUGAUGUCACUGUGUGACCAAGUGGAUAUUUACGAGUUCCUCCCAUCCAAGCGCAAGACUGAUGUGUGCUACUACUAUCAGAGGUAUUUCGACAGUGCCUGCACAAUGGGCGCCUACCACCCACUCCUCUUUGAGAAGAACAUGGUGAAGCACCUCAACCUCGGCACAGAUGAAGACAUCUACCUGCUUGGAAAAGCUACACUGCCUGGCUUCCGGACAAUUCGCUGUGGAGCAUAAGCUCCCCAGCCAGGCCCCCUUACCCUUCCCCAUCAGCCGGUCUUCUGGCCACCCCAGGCCUGGGAAGGAAGACUGUGUGCCUGAAUAAUCACAGCCCACACUUCAGGCAGCAAGAGCCCUGGGACUUCAGAAACUCAAGGGCGGGGCCCCCAGCCCAGCCUGCCCUGUUGUCAUGGCGGGGUGUGAACCCAGAGCCUCCUGUCUCACUCAUGUAUACCUGUUUAGCAUUCCCUCCAGAGAGGGUCCUCCCACCCCCAACCUAGGUAAAUGCAAGAUCCACCUUUCCCACCAGGGCUGCCAAAACUGGUCUGCUUUCCCCACCAGAAUGAUGUUGUUAUUGCGAACCAGGGAAACAGGAAAAAAGGUAGUCUUUAUCCUCACGGAGAAGGCGAUGGCACCCCACUCCAGUACUCCAGCCUGGAAAAUCCCAUGGGCGGAGGAACCUGGUAGGCUGCAGUCCAUGGGGUCGUGAAGAGUCAGACAUGACUGAGCGACUUCACUUUCACUUUUCACAUUCAUGCAUUGGAGAAGGAAAUGGCAACCCACUCCAAUGUUCUUGCCUGGAGAAUCCCAGGAACGGGGGAGCCUGGUGGGCUGCCGUCUAUGGAGUCACACAGAGUCAGACACUACUGAAGCUACUUAGCAGCAGUAGCAGCAGCAGCUCCAUCCUCAAGUUGCAUAUAGAUCAGUGCGAGGGACCAGAUGGAUUCAGUGUGCUUGAUGCACAGGGGCUUGUGGGUGUGGGCUUGCUGUGUGGCUGUUUGCACCCAGGAGGGACCACACUCUUCCCGUGUCAGUGGGUCAUAGAGGGCUUCACGGAGCUGGGGGCUGUGAAGUGGAUUUUAGAAGAGAAGAAACAUGUCAAGCAGAUUUUGUCUAAGUCAUCUGAGAUGUGUUUUCCUAUCUGCCUUUAUUACCUGUAUUUAAGAUCUGCCUGAGUUUACAGGCUCAAGGUACUUUUUGAGGAAACCCCCUCAUGUCUGAGGCAUCAACUGAAGCCCCAUUACAGAUACCAGGGAAGCCAGAUGCCAAAACCCUGAUUUCCCCAGGCUCGCCUGGCCUGAGCCUAGCCUAGCCUACCAGCUGGGUGUGCACAGUCUACCCAAGUCUUCCUUUUUGAUGCCCACCCCCAAACCUCCUCCUGCCAUCCUGUUUUUCCCUUUAAUCUUCCCACUCCCAAAUUACUUUCAAGCAUUUUCCAUUUUAAAAUUUCCUGACUUUUUUUUUUUUUACCUUCAUGGGCCUUUUGUGAAAGGCCUCUCAGGGAUUGGGAACAUGGUUUCCUAGGACUUAAGAGUCGCUCUCAGAGGUCAGAACCUUGGAGAUCAUGCCUAAUUCUCACCAGGUGUAUCAGAGUGCUGUGCCCCCACCCCCGCCUGCAAGGGAGCAACAUCAAAGCCUCUGGAGAGGUCUGUCUCCUGUGGUCUGUCCACACACACACUCUGGACCAUUGUGCUAAGUCCCCUCCCCUGAUGGGGAGCCACACUAGACUGGACCAGGCUUCUGGACUCCUGAGCUAGCCCCAUGUGCUCAUGGGUCUUGAAUGUUGAGGUCCAGACCAGUUGUUGUGGAGCUGGAGUACUCAUUCAUGGUCAAACCGCUGGCUUGUGCAGGCAGUAGAAAGAGCUCUGGAGUGAGAAGCCCUGGGUUUUCAAAGUGAUGCUCCCCUAUUACUUGCCAUGCCACCAUGGGCAAAUUCUCCUCUCUGAGCCUUUUUCCACACUUAUAAAAUGGGUGGUGAGCCUGCCUCACAGGUGCUAUGAGGGUUACCUGGGAGAAGGCAGGUGCUCAGUGCACGCUGGAUUCCUUCCUUCCUUUACUAAGAUCCUGCCCUGUGCCCACACCUGGCAGCAUCCUGCUGUGAAGCAGGCCAGAGAGUGGGCUUUGUCCUCAGGGAAUGUAAUGUCCUAUUGGGAGACAAUAAUACCUACCCUGCUUGGAACACCCUGGCAACCAUCCGAGGGAGUGGAGGGUGCAGAACGUGUCCCUGCUCAGGCCUGAUCCUCUCUGGGAUGGAUAGGCAGAGCACUUGGGCCACUGGCCGCUGUGACCCCAGGCUUUUCCACGUCUCUGGGCCCAAGAAUUCCUGGGAGUCAUUGAAUCAUGAGCAUGGAGUGCAGAGGGAGAUGGCAUUCCAUCGCCAGGAGAGAGAUGUUGGUAUGGACACUGAGACUACACUGGGUAGAUGCUUAGCUUUUAUGUGUUAUUAUUAACAGAUCAAGUUAAUUUAAUUGUGCUUUCUCAACCUGGAAACGGGUAGAAUGCAAAUAAGAUGUGGAUACUCUCGUUAGUCUGAUUAAAUGUUUUAUAUUUGUGACAGGCAAUUUAAAAAUUAUGACUGUGUCUUGUAGGAAAGCCACUGUCUCUAAGCUGUUCUGUUUUAUUCAGUAGCUAUCUGUUCAUUCUCUAUCAUGAAGUCUUCAAAUCUUUCCAUCUCAAUCAAAAAGGUAUUGAUGUUGGCCUGGAGUUGAGACGUCAAUCUCAGAAACUUCUGAAUCAUGUCCUAAGCUAUUUC
Budorcas taxicolor (takin) is the source of this 4174-nucleotide messenger RNA. It is a transcript of the gene ST6GAL1, whose product is annotated as ST6 beta-galactoside alpha-2,6-sialyltransferase 1. Gene Ontology annotation, molecular function: sialyltransferase activity. Bases 415 to 1659 code for a protein of 414 amino acids. Lineage: Eukaryota; Metazoa; Chordata; Mammalia; Artiodactyla; Bovidae. The transcript is spliced from 8 exons. The record is from RefSeq and is a predicted model, not a curated record.